AUGUCAUGUUUGCUUUGUGAGGACAAGUGCCACAACAACGAGAAGCCUGUUGGUUGUCAGCAGGACUUUCAGUGCGUCGCUGCGGUGUUCGAAGCACCCAACUGGUGUCAGCUCUACUCAACUUGCACAGAGUUUCAUGUCGACAGCAAUGCAGUUUCGAUAGUGAAAAAACCCAGCCCCUUUUUCUUGCAGAUGGUCGACGGAGAUGAGACAUGCCGAGGAUCCAACGGAACUGAGAGUGAGCCACACCCGCCUGAAGCCACCCUGGCGACGGCGUUGCCUUUGGCUAUCAUCAACUUGACAAACUUCUCAGGGCUGAUCACCACGAGAAACUUGUCGCACAUGGGAAUGGAGCACCAUUUUGGGAACCUCGGCUCGGAUCUUCAGCUGUUGUAUGACAAAGUGGAAGGCUUCUACAAAGCCCUCCAUGAAGUGAUGGGGGAGGAUGCGGAGGUUCUCUGCCCACGCAACAACUACAUCUUCAUUGAACAUUGCCUGAAAAUCGCAACUUGCCUCCUGGAUCCUAUGGUGAAAGCUGGUCAAGUCCCCAUGGCCUUCUAUGCAUCCAUGCUCGAACAGCUCGUGAACUUUGAAAUUACUUGGCAAGGCCUCGUUCAGGCUUUGGCGGAGGAAGGAAAUGUGACCAUUGUGACACCAGUUCAGCAUGAGUCCAGCAAGUACCACUGUGACCUCUUUGACACAGCGGAUGGGACGACUCUGGCAGUUCCAAUCACGAACACUUCACUCCUUUCCCUGCGCCAUCAGGACAAGAGCCUGUCUCACCAGGAGGGCCAGGAGGGCCAGGAGGGCCAAGAGGGCCAGGAGUCUCAGGCAUUUGCCACGGCAGCUGCCUUGAGUCACGCCGUCAGGGCCACCCAUGAGCUCUUGGACUCGCUGGGUGAUGCCUCGGGUGACGCGAUGGGUGACUGGCAAACUCAAAAUGCAUCCAUGGAUUUCCAGAGGAUUAAGAAGCAGUUCCAGUCGCAGUGGGACGCCAUGUGGCUUCCAGUCUGUCGGAAGAUGAAUUGUGACCACACGAACUUCUGGGAUAUCAUUCUGUCCAGCUAUGGGCAGACCAUGGCACUAAUGCAAACAGGACCACGAGCCUUUGCCAAGGUAAAGGCUGAGAUCCGGAACAGGGCAGCGUUCCUUAGCUGGGCGAGGUUGCAGCGUCGCUUUCAAGAACGGUUGGCAGUUCACCCAGUGUCUCUGAUUCAGGUUUGGCGUAGAGAUGAUGCGCAGCGCUCUUCACUGGGCAGUGCCGAGGCCUACGGCCAUGCUGGGCAUUUGGCUGUGCGCGGCUUCCUGAAGAAAUUCGCGAUGAAGUCACCACAGAGGGCAAUGACUUUGGUUGACAUCGUGGAAUUCGAAAAGUCCAAGAACCAGAAGAACGAGAACGAGAAGAACGUCCAAGGACUUCUUCCGGUUCCGGACAACACCAGUGCCGCUGCCAGCUCUUUCUUGCAAAGUGACAGAAGUGACAGCAUCGCACUUUGGGACUUCUGGAAAAAACUCACUGCUUGCUUUGGAAGCUUCUCGAAGGUGUACUGUCAGGGCUACUUCAUGUCUUGGCCUGCCAAGAUCAGCACAUCCUUUGGAUUGGCGGGCGGAUCUUCCCAUGGACUGGAAGAUUUGAUCAACAAGCUGCAGCCAUCGAAUUUUGUGUCGAUUUGGGGUGCGGUGAGCGUUGGCCAGUCCAUUGCCCAAUUCUGGGCAGGCAUCAGCAUUAGCUUUUCUGUCAGUAUGGGUUGUCCCAACAAAGGGGUCGAGUUCAGCAUCUCUAUUGGAGCUAUGGUGGCAGCAAUGAUACAAUGGUACAAUCCGCUCAUUUGCCCCUUCGGGCCCACUUUCUUUGGAAACCCAUUCAUCCCUUGCUUCCAGGCCUUUGGUGGAACCUUCACCGUAUUGUGUUGCGCCUUCAAUUUGGUCACGGGAGACAACACGUGGCGGCGUUGGCAAAACCCCUUCGAUGCCUCCUACGCUGCCCUCAAGCUUUGGAAAGUCCGCUUAGCGCAAGCUGCAGCAUUCUGCGAAAAUCAGGUGAACACUGUGAACACGGUGGGUAUUUGUGUGCACUGGAAUACUGCCGCCAAGUACUACUUGGACAACGGGGGUGAAGAGCAUCCGCUGGACCAUCGUUUAGCAUCGAGCAUCUUUGAUCCAGUGGCAGAGAUGGCAGAGAUGGCAGAGAUGGCGAUGGCGAGUCGGGAGGCAGCUGAAGCAACGACCUCCGAGAUGGUCGCGUUGCGAAGCCCUUUGGCUGGUCGGUACCUUCAGAUGAACAAAUGGGGCAUUGCAGCCAGUGUUCCUGCCACCAGUGUCGACAAUGGGUGGACAUUUGAGAGGUGGGUCAAGGUCAACGUUGCUGAUAACUUUGCACUUCACAACACCUAUUGGAAUCGCUUCCUCGUGAUGACUGACACUGGCUUGACUGUAAGCAAUUUCUUGGCUGAAGAUGAGCAUGCGAAGCUGCCUGAAGGUGCUUGGUUCGAAAAUGGUCCCGGACUCCUGGGUGCCUCCUCUGUCUACAGCCAGAUGUUCAAGCGAUUUCUGACGAUGACAUCCGGGGGCCAGGUGGGAGUCAGUGAUGUGAAGGACAUCCAAGAGCAUGUUGUGCCACCAAACCAUCACAGGACUACCAAUGUUCCAGAGGAGUGGACAGUACAAACCCAGACUUUCACAAGGAGCGAUUGCCCCAACCUUUACCAUGCGAAGGGCUCCAGCUGCAAAGCGAACGUGAUUGGCAAGACCAUUGCUUUGUGGAACCAUUGGCACAAUCGUUUUGCCCUGAUUAACCGGGACGGCUGGAUGCAGUCAAGUCAGCCAGGAAACACAUUAUGGGAUUCGUCGACUUGGAAAAGAUUCUUGGUGGUGGAUGCUGGUGAUUGGGAAAUUGCAUUGCACUCCGCGGAACACAACCGCUACGUUAGCAUGAAUGGUCAGUUUUGCCUGGCAAGCCAGCUGAUGGAUGAACACGAGUUAAACAAUGCAAACGCUGAUGAACGUUUCAAGUUGGUGGAUGCGGGCAAUGGAAAAGUUGCACUGCAUAACAAGCAACACAACCGUUUCAUGAUGAUGAACAGCCAAAAUCAGAUAGUUGUUUCGGCCGUCAUGAACUGGGAUGCUUUGCCCGCCAAUAAUCAUGAUUGGGAAAGAUUCGUGAUCUACGAAAGCGACUACGUCGCGACAUGUCCGUACCUGAUGUUUUCCAAGAUGGCAAGUUGUAAACCAUGGCUGAUUGGUCAAACAGUGUCCUUCUGGAACCCAUGGCACAAACGGUACAUGCAGAUGGUGAACUCUCAAUCUGCAACACUGCUGGUCACUCCGCAAAUGGCUUCCCCAGAAUCUCUGAGCGAAUCUUCUGAGGAGGAGCGCUUCCGGGUCGUCGACAUUGGCAGCCGCUGGGUGGGUUUGUACCAUGAAGUUUAUCAACGUUAUGUGAUGAUGAAUGACCAAAACAAGUUGAUUGCUGGGCCUGUCUCGACUAUUCAAGCCAUUCCUGCCAACAAUGCAUGGGAGAGGAUCCUUGUAGUGGAUGUUGGGGAUGGCAAAAUCGCUCUGCAUUUCCCGUGGUUCAAUAGAUUCGCCAUGAUGACCUACAGCGACAUGGUGGCGAGCGCAAUCUUCAACUGGCCGCCUGGGAAUGCUUGGAAAUAG
Cladocopium goreaui is the source of this 3657-nucleotide messenger RNA. The record is from the annotation of a GenBank genome assembly. NCBI's taxonomy places the organism in Eukaryota, Dinophyceae, Suessiales, Symbiodiniaceae.